Messenger RNA from Hansenula ciferrii, 2010 nucleotides. RefSeq names its product pre-rRNA-processing protein ESF1 (gene ESF1). Gene Ontology annotation, cellular component: nucleus. Lineage: Eukaryota; Fungi; Ascomycota; Saccharomycetes; Phaffomycetales; Wickerhamomycetaceae. Gene Ontology annotation, biological process: rRNA processing. The record is from RefSeq and is a predicted model, not a curated record. The transcript has a single exon. The coding region runs from base 1 to 2010 and encodes 669 amino acids. Gene Ontology annotation, molecular function: RNA binding.
AUGGCUAAAGGUUCUAAGAAUUCAGGAAACCCAAAGAAAUCAGUGGUUACUACUGAUGAGCGUUUCAGUGCAAUCCAUAACGAUCCACGUUUCAGAUUGCCAAAAAGAGAUGAUAUCAAAGUUGAAUUGGAUGAUAGAUUUAAAAAAUCAGAUCUAGAAGCUAUUAAAAGAAAAGCAAAAAUUGAUAAGUAUGGUAGAAAGAUUAAAGAAAAGGAUAAUAAUGAACCAUUCAACAAGUAUUACAAAACCAAAGAUGAUAAAAAAUCCAAGAAUGAUGGAUCUGAUUCUGAAGAAUCUGGUUCAGAUGAUGAAGAAGAUGAAGAAGAUGAAGAUGAAUCUAAAUCAGAUGAGGAAAGUGAAGAAAACAACUCCAGUGCUGAUGAAACUGCAGAUGCUGUUGCUAAAGUCGAUCUUGCUCGUGGUGAAGGUUUACCUUCCGAUGCUGAAUCCUCAAGUGAUGAAUCAAGUUCUGAUGAAGAAUCAUCUGAAGAAGAAGAAGAAGAAGAUGAUGACGAUGAAAAACCAGAAGAAGGUGAGCCAUCAAAGAGAUUUGCUGUCGUUAAUUUAGAUUGGGAUCAUGUUAAAUCUGUCGAUCUUAUGGCUACUUUCCAAAGUUUUGUUCCUGCAAGUGGUCAUAUUGAUAAUGUUUCAAUUUUUCCAAGUGAAUUUGGUAAAGAAAGAAUGCAAAAAGAAGAUAUGGAAGGUCCACCAAAGGAAUUAUUCCAAAAAAAAUCUAAGAAAUCUCAACCAGAAUCAGAUGAAGAAGAUGAGGAAUCUGAUUCUGAUUCCGAAUUAGAAGCUAAAGAUUUAUAUGAAGAAGGAAACGGUGAAACUGAUUAUGAUCAUAAGAGUUUACGUCGCUAUCAAUUACAAAGAUUAAGAUAUUAUUACGCUGUUGUUACUUGUGACUCUGUACAAACUGCUAAAAAUAUUUAUGAUAAUUGUGAUGGUACAGAAUAUGAAUCAACUGCCAAUUUAUUUGAUUUAAGAUAUAUUCCAGAAGAAAUGGAAUUUGAUGAUGAACCAAGAGAUUCAUGUAAUAAAAUACCGACAAAUUAUAAGCCACAAACAUUUGUUACUGAUGCAUUACAACAUUCAAAAGUGAAAUUAACUUGGGAUGAAACACCAGCUGAAAGAGUUAAAUUAAGUUCCAAAGCAUUCAGUCAAAGAGAAUUAGAUGAUAUGGAUUUCAAGGCUUAUUUAGCAUCUGAUAACAGUGAUGAAGAAGAAAGUGAUCAUGAAGAUUUGAAGAAUAAAUAUAAAAAUUUAGUUGGCCAAAGUACCAAGAUUGGUAACAAGGAUAUUUUCAAUCAAAAUGAUGAUGAUGAAGAUGAUGUUGAUAUGGAGAUCACAUUUACUCCAGGUCUUGAUGAAAAGGCUGCUAAUGGAGGUGAAAAUAAUGGACCAGCUGAAGGUCAAGAAGAAUCAAGUAUAGAUAAAUUGAAACGUAAAGCUAAAGAACGUCGUAAAGCUAGAAAAGAUAAAAUUAAAGAAUUGAAAAAAGAAGCUGAAGACCAAAAAAGAUCUGAUAAACCAAAUAAAGAUAAAAAAUCUAAAAAGAAGCAAAAUAGAGAUGAAGACGAUGAUGAAAAGAAAGCUGAAUUAGAAUUAUUAAUGCUUGAUGAAAAUAAUAAGAAACAACAAGAUCAUUUCGAUUUGAAAGAAUUGAUGAGAUCUGAAAAGGAAAAAUCAAAGAAAUCUAAACACAGAAACAAAGAUAAGAUUAUUGAAGAUGAUUUCAAACCAGAUUUGAAUGAUCCUAGAUUCAAAGAAAUCUUUACCUCUCAUGAAUUUGCCAUUGAUCCAUCUCAACCACAAUUCAAGAAGACUGCUACUAUGGCUAAGAUCUUAGAAGAACGUAACAAACGUCGUGAUGAUGGUGAAACUGCAUCGUCAUCUUCUAAAAAAUCAUCAAAAGACACAAACUCUAAAAAGAGAAAAACUCCAUCUUCUGAAAAUGAUGAUGUCAAUUCAUUGGUGCAAAGAAUCAAGCGUAAGAGUAAGAAAUAG